GAUGACGAUGGUCGGUUCACGGAGCGCGUGGCGGACUUCAAGGGGCUCUAUGUGAAGGAUGCAGACAAGGCCAUCAUCGCACACAUGAAGGAGGCGGGGCGGGUGGUGAGCGUGGGCAGCAUCAUGCACUCCUACCCCUUCUGCUGGCGCUCCGACACGCCCCUCAUCUACCGAGCUGUGCCCAGCUGGUUCAUAGCGGUGGAGCAGAUAAAGCCGGCGCUGCUGGCGAACAACGCAGAGACGUACUGGGUGCCGGAGUACGUUAAGGACAAGCGCUUCCACAACUGGCUCGAGAACGCACGCGACUGGGCUGUCAGCCGCAGCCGCUUCUGGGGCACGCCGCUGCCCAUCUGGGCGAAUGAGGACCUCAGUGAGAUGAGGGUGGUGGGCAGCGUGGCGGAGCUGGAGGCGCUGGGCGGCGAGAAGGUGACAGACCUGCACCGCCACAAGAUCGACCAUAUCACCAUCGCCAGCAGCAAGGGCGAGGGCCACCCGCCACUCAAGCGCAUCGAGGAUGUGUUUGACUGCUGGUUUGAGAGCGGCAGCAUGCCGUAUGCUUACAUCCACUACCCCUUUGAGAACAAGGAGCUCUUCGAAAAGAACUUUCCCGGACACUUCAUUGCGGAGGGGCUCGACCAGACGAGAGGAUGGUUCUACACGCUGAUGGUGCUGUCGACGGCGCUCUUCAACAAGCCUGCCUUCCGCAGCCUGAUCUGCAACGGGCUCGUGCUGGCGGAGGACGGCAAGAAGAUGAGCAAGCGCCUCAAGAACUACCCCCCGCCCAUGGACGUCGUCUCCGCGUACGGUGCGGACGCGCUGCGCCUCUACCUCAUCAACUCGCCCGUCGUGCGCGCCGAGCCGCUGCGCUUCAAGAAGGACGGCGUCUUCGCCGUGGUGCGCGACGUGUUCCUCCCCUGGUACAACGCGUACCGCUUCCUCGUGCAGAACGCGUUGCGCCUCACAGCUGAGGGCCUGCCGCCAUUCCAGCCAAUGACGGCGCGCCAGCUGGCGGCGAGCAGCAACGUGCUGGACCAGUGGAUCCACUCCGCCAGCCAGAGCCUGGCGCAGUUCGUGCGCGGGGAGAUGGAGGCGUACCGCCUCUACACCGUGGUGCCGUACCUGGUGCGGUUCAUCGACAGCCUCACCAACGUGUACGUGCGCUUCAACCGCAAGCGCCUCAAGGGCCGCACCUUCGAUCAAGACUGCCGCUUCGCCCUCUCCUCGCUCUUCCAUGUGCUGCUGACGGUGUGCAAGGCCAUGGCGCCCUUCACCCCUUUCUUCACAGAGGCCAUGUACCAGAACCUCAGCAAGGCGCUCCCACAGCGCCCGCCCGCCGAUGCUGCUGCUGCUGCUCCUGUUGGCGAUGGCGAGGUGGGGAGGCAGGGCGGGCUGGGCGGGGCGGCGGUGGAUGAGGAGCACCUGGAGUGGGCGGAGGACUCGGUGCACUUCUGCUCCUUCCCCACCUCCGAUAAGCAUGUGGACGAGCGCAUGGAGCGCAGUGUGGAGCGCAUGAUGAAGGUCAUCGACCUCGCCAGGAACAUCCGCGAGCGCAACAACCGCCCGCUCAAGACGCCGCUCCGGGAGAUGGUGGUGGUGCACCCUGACGCCCAGUUCCUGGAAGACAUCACCGGCAAGCUGUGCGAGUACGUGCGCGAGGAGCUCAACGUGCGCUCGGUGGUGCCGUGCGCCGACACCAGCAAGUACACCUCCGUGCGCGCCGAACCUGACUUCAGUGUGUUGGGGCGGCGCGUGGGCAAGGCGAUGGGGGCGGUGGCGAAGGCCGUGAAGGACAUGGACGCCGCCGCCAUAGCGGCGCUGCAGAGCGCGGGGGAGGUCACCAUCGCUGGCCACACCCUCGCUGCCUCUGACAUCAAGGUGGUGCGGGACUUCAAGGCGCCAGAGGGCAGCAGUGCGGGCGACAUGGACGCGGCGGGCGAUGGCGAGGCGCUGGUGGUGCUGGACCUGCGGCCCGACACCGAGCUACUGGAGGCCGGCGCCGCCAGGGAGGUGGUGAACCGCGUGCAGAAGCUGCGCAAGCGGGCGGGGCUGGAGCCCACGGACGCCGUGGAGGUGUUCGUCCACCUGCACGGCGAGGGCGAGGGGGAGGGGGAGGGGGAUAAAGCGUCGCAUGGGGGGGUCAGUGACGGUGGCGUGGGGAGCAAGGGCAAGGAGGGCGCUGAGGAGUCGCCGCUGCAGCGCAUUCUGGUGUCCCAGGCGGCGUACAUCCACGAUGCCCUGGGAGCGCCACUUCUGUCCGCCGACUACUGCCCCUCACAUGCCGUGGUGCUGGCGUCGGAGCGCUACAGCGGAGUGGCGGGGGCGUCCUUCACGCUCACUCUCACGCGCCCCGCGCUCUGCUUCUCGCCCUCCCUCGCUGUCAACGCCUGCAAUGGCAACGCCGAGGCAGCCACCGCAGUGCAGGUGGUGCUGAUGGCUCGAGACCCCGCCAAGCUCCGGGCCGAGAUGGCAGCAGCAGGGGGGAAGGUGCAUGUGGCGGUGGACGGCAUGGGCGAGUGGGACAUGGUGCAGGGCGCGCACCUCUUCCUCUCCGUCAACGACUUCCUUGAGGCGAACCCUGCCACGCGCCCCUGAUGGCCCGCCCGCCCUGCCAAUCAGCCACCCUGCCACGUGCCCAUGGCAUCCCACCCCACCUGCGAGCUUGCCAGGGGGCUGUCUCCACAUCAAGAAAUGGCAGCACCUUCCAAGAGCAGUAGCCUUAGCAUUAUGUGCUGUGGAUCAACCAUACAUCGCAGAAGUUUAACAUAGAGCAGUUGAAGUCAUAUUCAAGUUGAAAGCAUGUCAUGACAGGACAUGUUUCUGGUGCAAAAGAUAUCAAGAAAAUGUUAGAAUGUUGAGAGAAAAUUGGACUAAGGGAGGAAGGCUGAGGGUUACAAAGGUGGGAAUUGUUGGAAAUAUCUCAAAGGA
Messenger RNA from Closterium sp. NIES-67, 2925 nucleotides. The record is from the annotation of a GenBank genome assembly. Lineage: Eukaryota; Viridiplantae; Streptophyta; Zygnematophyceae; Desmidiales; Closteriaceae.